Molecule: messenger RNA, 1960 nt
Organism: Zerene cesonia (dogface butterfly)
Lineage: Eukaryota; Metazoa; Arthropoda; Insecta; Lepidoptera; Pieridae
Exons: 1
Coding region: 452-1960 (502 amino acids)
Source: RefSeq, a predicted model, not a curated record
AGAGGCGUAAGGUCUGCAAUGGACCUAAUGCCUUAUGUGGUAGCGCUUACCAGCUCCAUUGCCGACGGUAACAUAAAAAAAUGAUAUUAUCAAUCUACAUGGGGUCGCCAAAAAAAUGAUAGGUGCAGACUGUUAAGUAUUUGAACGAUAAUUGAGAGAAAUUCAUUUCACAUCAUUCAUUCUCAAUAAGUAUGGUUUAUUCUACAUUCUUCAGCUCUUUAGCAAUAUUAAUUUAACUAAGUAAAAAUAGAUAAACAAUGCACACGGGAAUGCGAAAAUCCUGAACGAGUUUUGCAAGUGAGGAUAUGUCUUAAUAAUUUUGACCUAUUGUCGGUUCCAUUGUCUCUUAGAACAAUGUUCAUUGCGAUAAACAAUAAAUAUAAACAGUGUAAACAAAUUUGUCUUCAGUGUUCUUGGACGGUUCGCGAAAGCACACCUCAUGUAGCGAGAAAUGAGACGGUCAAUAAUUUUAUUCUACCUCUUAUCUGGUGCGUAUACUCAAAUGAAGACAUACCAACAUCAGAUUUUUAUGGCGAGAAAAACAAGGUCGAACGCACCUCCAAUGCAAACGGGAUAUUCCUACAGUAGAGUUAACGAUGGACCAGGCUUAAUUUCCGUGUUUAAUAACAAUAUUGGAAACGAAUCUGCAACACAAAUAACAAAUAAAAGCCAGCACGGAGACGCAGCAAUAAGUAACGAAGAGGAUAAAAAUAAUAGAACAAACAAAUUUAUUAAGACAGAUAAUGUUACUUCUGAAAGAUCACUCGUAAAUAAGGAGACAAAAAUUAAGACUACUUCUGAUCACCAUGUAGAAAACCAUACUGAACGUUUGGAAGCUAAGCCUACUACCUUAAAUGAGUUCAUAAUGAAUUAUAAUGGUAAUACCGACUAUAGAGUGGAUGAUGAUGAUUUAAGAAAAGACUCCAAUAUGUACGAUGGAUGGCCGUAUUUCCAUCGGAGUCCGUAUGAUUAUGAGUAUAUAAAGUAUGACAAUGAAAGCGACAAAGCAAAAGAUAAACGCUUCAUUUACGAUAUAAUAGAUAGAGUCAUCCCUGUAAAAGAAGUUAUUAAUAAUGACAUACCUCCCCCAUAUUAUAAUCCUGCUACUGAGUCAAAGGAAAAUGAACCUGAGUACCCUUCGAAUAAUAACUAUGAUAAUCCUAUGUAUGGAAAUCAACCAUUUUUUUCUUCAGUGUUAAGUGAUUACUUUGAUAGUAAUUAUGAAGAAGAUCCUUUAACGUUUAAAGGACUUAACUGGAUUAAGGACUUUGAUAAUAAAAGGACAUAUUCAGAUAUUGAUGAUAGCAAUAAGCGUGUUAGACGUUUACAAAUUGAUGAGCCGAAACAUGAGUCUCCGACGAAUAAAUAUUACAUUGAUUAUAAUUCUGAUGAAAAUUCAGCAGUUGCAGAUACUGGCUUUAACAAAUACAGCAAUCGUGAGGAUGAAAGUUUGAGAGAAAAAAUAAAAGAUGACAAUAAAAAAAGACAUAGAUACAAUGGCGAUAGUUAUAGAGGAUUUAAAGAUUUUGUUGAUUCUUUUGCAAAUAAAUUUGGCUCAGAAGGACACAAUAAAGACACCAAUUAUAAAGUGAAUAGAACACAGGAUAAAGGUGAGAAAAAGAAAGGUUUUCGAAGAGUGUAUCAUAAAGAUGAAUAUCAGGAAGAUAACGAGUUCUAUGACAACACCAAUAACAAAACUUCUUUAACAGAAAGUGGUGGUUCGAAGUAUAACAUUGGAGGAUCUGAAGCGAUUUUAGGGUCACGUGCGGCCGCUGCAAUUAACAACGAAGGGAAUGCCUUAACUCAAAUUGGAAAUAAAGACACUCAGAGUGACUUGAAAAGGAAUAAGGACAGAUACAAUACGAAUGGACACGAUUUUAACUUUCAUCACUAUAAAGAUAUUGCACGAAUGGCUGCGAUACAGAACAAUGCAGACUAUUUCGAUCCCUUUUUAAAUUAA